AUGAUUGUUUUAUCAAUGGAUACGUGGAUAACGGUUGUCACCGGUCAGGUUGUACCAGUACAUACAAUAAUAGUAGAAGAAAUUCCAAAUCCUGUAAACGCAAUGAGACCGGUUUCAAAUCCUCAAAGAUGCAUAACACCAAAUGGUGGUUUAGGACAAUGUACUCACCUUUUAAGAUGUCCACUACCAGAAUUCAACGUUGAUAAAUUAAGAUUUAUGGAUUAUUUUUGCAUAAUCGAUCGAGUGUACGUCGGAGUUUGUUGUCCGGAUUCGUAUUUAUAUAAAAUUUAUACGGGUCAAUCAUUUUCUGGAAAUCCAGCGGGUUAUUUACCCGCGAUCGGUGUCGAUCUUGCACCAGUUAUAGAUGCCAUUAUAGAAGAUGAGGAAAAAACGAAUUCGAAUCGUUGCGGUGUUAAUCAAAACGAAUAUUAUUCGAGAGUUGUUGGUGGUAGGCCUGCUGAUCCAAAACAAUGGCCUUGGAUGGUUUCUUUAAUUAAAAAUCGUGAACAUUUUUGCGGUGGCGUACUAAUAACAAGCAAACACAUACUAACAGCAGCACAUUGUUUUAGAGGGAUCAAUCCGAAAAGUGUCAUCGCUCGAUUGGGUGAACACGAUUUGACUAAAAUAGGAGAAACGAGAACUCAAGAUUUUCGUAUAUCCGAUUCUAAAUCUCAUCCGGAUUUCGAUAUGAAUUCCUACGAAAACGAUAUCGCCAUUUUGAAAACAGACAGACCGAUAACGUUUAAUUCAUACGCUUGGCCCGUUUGUCUUCCACAACCCGGAGCAGAUUUUGUUGACGAAGAAGCCAUUGUUAUAGGUUGGGGAGCAAUAGAAUACGGGGGACCGACAAGUAACGUAUUAAUGGAAGUAUCAGUACCCGUUUGGAACAAUACGAAAUGCGAUAAUGAAUUCGUACAACCGAUAUUGGAAACAAAUUUAUGCGCCGGAGGACAAUCCGGAAGGGAUUCAUGUCAGGGUGAUUCGGGUGGUCCUUUAUUAUAUCAACUACCAAAUAAAAGAUGGAUAACUAUAGGAGUCGUUUCUUGGGGUAUCAGAUGUGGAGAAGACAGGCCGGCUGUUUAUACAAAAGUCAGCAAAUAUUUAAACUGGAUAAUAAAAAAUUCUGCACUUUAA
Messenger RNA from Pediculus humanus corporis (human body louse), 1134 nucleotides. RefSeq names its product tripsin, putative. Gene Ontology annotation, biological process: proteolysis. Gene Ontology annotation, molecular function: serine-type endopeptidase activity. Bases 1 to 1134 code for a protein of 377 amino acids. The record is from RefSeq and is a predicted model, not a curated record. NCBI's taxonomy places the organism in Eukaryota, Metazoa, Arthropoda, Insecta, Psocodea, Pediculidae. The transcript has 7 exons.